Molecule: messenger RNA, 3798 nt
Organism: Symbiodinium natans
Lineage: Eukaryota; Dinophyceae; Suessiales; Symbiodiniaceae
Source: the annotation of a GenBank genome assembly
AUGUACGGUCCUGACACGCCCUUCGCCCCGAAGCCCAGUCUGGAAAGCCUUCCGGAGCAGCCCUCGCCUGCCUUGGAGGAUGAUGACGACGCCGAAACCUCCCCUGAAAAGCGAAGCCCAGGUGUAGAUCGGGAUUGUCCAGGUCAUGUCUUCAGAUUUCUUUCGAACAGACGUGGUGUCUGGACUGUCUUGCAGGUUGAGAACAAUGACGCCGUUGAUGGGUAUCGGCACUUUAUUUCCACAGCAGAAUGGUAUUCUCUUCGCACUCCAUAUACGCAGUACUUCACAAAGAACCAUGCCGGCAACUACUUGCCUCUGGCACACUUGCUGGAAGUGGGAACUCGGCAUGUGGGUAUCUUAGAUCGACAUCUUUCUUUGACUCCACCAAUUGCUGUGGCACGCAGACCAACCUACAAAGGCCACAUCGCCGGAUUGACUUCCCUGCCAGUGGACUGCUGCACAGUCCUGGGGAUACUUGUCACUCUGGCCACAUUGCUUCCCACAGCAAGCCUGGGACCUGAUGCUCUGAUGGAGUGUUUGGGGGUCCUGCAAACAUUCGAAGAACACAUGAGCAUCAAUGACUCCAUUCCCCUGCUGCCCCACGCCCGAGUCUUCUGUGUUCAGGUGCAAGAGAACCUGAUGCCUGUGCCAGCACUGAAAGCAGCACUGCACGAGCUUGGUCUCAGUUGGGCAAGGCCUUACCUGGGGCGGUUGAGGAUGAGAUCCGAUAAGGAUUUCUGGAACUCCCUUGGUUUCCGUCGCCUGACAAAACGUGUCCUGCACGUUUUUGCGCAACGUGCAGAAGAGAGUCUGGAAACGGCAACCACAGAACAAUGCCCGGACCCCAACAUUGCUCACAAGUAUCAUCCGUACAUGGCUGUGUCACGCAGGAAGGGCAACAGGUCGCUUCGCAUGAACAUGGUAAGCCGCUUCCUCUGCCGGGGUACAGGCUACGUGUCUUUGAAGGACGAAAGGUGCCUUUCGGAGCUAGAACUCGUGGCUGAGAACUCGAAUCUGGCUACCAAGACAGCCGCUGAGUUUGUGGCCCGACUUCUCCUGAAGACAGAGAGCCACGUUGCAGCUGCUCUUAGCCGUCAAGAGAUGAAGUGCCUGAACUUUUGCUUUGACGAGGCCACAGUGGCCACUGAGAAGGUCUUGUCCGUGGUGUUUAUGCUGGACGGUUGUCUUUUUCCCGGAGCCACGCAGAUGCUACCUGUGAACGUGUGUAACAAAGACGAAGCUGCAGAGGCUUCACGAAGCCUGGCUGCAGCCUUGCAGGGUCGACUGCCGCAGGACGCCACGCAGCGCAUGCAGCUUCCCAAGAACGCCUUUGCUUUCCGAGAGUUUCGCAAGCCCACAAAAGACCUGCUAGCUGGGAUUGCAAACUCUCUGCAGCAAGCCAUGCCUUCCGGGUUCACCCUUCAGAGCUGCAAGCCGCCGAAUCCCUUGAAACCUGCUGGACAAGGAUGUGAAAGACAUGUCUACGACAAUAGUGAGUUGCGACUCCUACCGCAGCAGCUUCCGUCAGACGCACACUUCUUCUUUACCUGGGACUCAGAGGCCUUGGAAUCCCGCAAGGACUUCUAUGAGCACGAAAACUUCACAAGACUGGUUUUCAGUGCCGACGAAGGGACACAGGGAUUCGUGGCAUGGCAACACCUCAGUGCCUCAGAUUGCUGGGCUGUGCUAUGGCCCGACAUCUUCCACCGCUCCGCACGGAGAUGUGCCCAGGCCAUUCGUGGCCUCACAGGGGCCGCAGAUCUGCUUAAGAAGCUGGGGGUUCUCUUUCGCUUCUCGAGGGGACCAUUCAAAACAUCAAAGUUUGGCCGUUUGGUUUCAGAUGCCCGCGACCGCAUCAUCGAGCUUCUGUCAAAGGACCCCAACGCCGACUUUGCACAGAUGUUUAUACCAGGCAUGGCUAAGGAUGCGGCAGGCUUGCACAAUGGGAGUGGGAUUGCCGAGAGCAGCUUCACAGCAGCCGAUGCUUUGAGCAUGCUACGUGACCGGCAAGGCAGGCUACAUCUUCGGGCCGAGACCUCCAAGGACAGUCGCUGGUUCAGCUUCUGGGACUACAGUGUUGCCCUGGACGGGGUAUGGCACGCAGAAGCAAUGGCUCACUGCUUCUCCUUCUUCAGUGAAGGGCGAAACCCGUGGGGGAUGACCGCCCGCAGUGAUGGCAGUGACGUGCUGGCUGAUGACACAAACCAAGACAAGAUGAGGGCCUUCAUUGUGGUGUUCCGAGCCUUGAGAAUGUUCGUGUGUGACUGUGCCCCUGGGCUGCAGUAUUGGCCCUGGGGUCAAAGGUUCUUAGUUUCAGUUCUAAAUGUUGCAUCUAAGGCACGAGACUUCCAGAACAACUCAAGCGCCUCCUUGAAGCAUGCCUUGUCCUUGGCCACUGGCAAGCGGGUGCAACGACUCAUCACGAAGAAGACUCUACAGGACGCAGCUAAAGGUGCAGCCAUCCCCUAUUGUUCUGCAGACAACGACCCCGAGUCACGCACAUGGCUGGCAAGUUUGACCCUUUGCCAUCUGAGCUCCCUGUGUUCCUUGGACGCCUACCACACCUCAUUUCCUUGGAGAGCCAUUGCAUGCCUGAACGCGCAAGCCCGGGCAAGCUGUCUGGAAGACAUGCAGAAGGAAUGGCUCUUUGUGACGGAAAUUGUCGAUGUCCUCCCGAGCAAAAGUGCUUUGUACGGUCUUCUUUCUUUCACCCGCUAUCAACCGUACAGAGACAUCAUGACAAAGGGGGAGUGUGGUGCUCAGUUUCACGGGUCCUUCAGCUUCAAGUCCGAGGCCAUGGACACCGCCGCUGGGCAGGCCUUCCGACAAUGUUGCAGAUGCAUGGCUGGCCUCACUGGCCCUGGGACUUCCAGUCUACUUUGCUCGUUGCCUUCCGAAUUGUGCUUCAACGAUCUGAGAGAUGCUGGUCGAAGGCAUGCCAAAAGCGAGAAGACAAACCCGCACAACCUGCACGCUGUGGCACACAAGUCCACCCUGAAACGCCCAGCUGGUGCCGAAGUCCUGAACCUCACUGCCCAGGAUUGGCAACAGCCACUGUCGCAGAAACACAUCAAAGCUCGGGUGCACAGUGCCUUGAAGGCUACAGACACGGAGCUGGGAAUCUGCUCAGAGGGCCUCACAAAGCAUCGCACCAAUAAGAACUACACAAAGCCACACAUACUGGUGCAGAGGCUUUCCCUCAUGAAGGUCCUCAGCACUUGCUAUCAUGUGCACAUCCGGCCAGAAUUGGACAGGCAGGAUGACAGGAAGGAGGUCCUUCUCAGUGUGUUUUCAUCCAUGUGGACAAGCAAGCUGGUUCCGGAGCAUUGCUUCAUUUCCUGCCGUGCACACCAGCCCACAGAUGACACCCGCUCGCUCGUGCUCUCCUCCGGUCCUUAUGCUGCACGCCUUUGGCCAUUGAAAAGGUUUGCAGAGAAUGUCUUUACCUUUGAGGCCUUGGAAGUUCCCCGGACAGACACAAUCGUUGGAGACCUUCACGAAGUUCACGUGGCCCUCACAGAGGAGUGCUUGGCACACGACCAGCUGGCAUGGAAGCAGGUGUCUGGUUGGAUGAGUCUGGCCAGCUACGUUGCCGAGUACUCCAUUCUUUCAGUGCCCCGCUCCCUGCUGUCUAGCAUCUGCAGUUCGCUGGGAUUGAAGCACGGCAAGCUCGACUACAAGUCUCGGGUCAAGCUUUUCCUUGAACAUGAGAAGAAGUCAGAGAAGUACAUCAGCGAGAUUUUGGAAGAGCUUCCUGACAAGGAGGCUGACAAAGCAGCAGAAUCCUACAUGCUCUAA